UCAACAUAUUCUCGUGGCAAUCGUGUAGAAGCCGUAAUUACGAGGACGACGCGUCAAACUCCCACCAAUUUGAACUUGAUCCUCGCGAAACAGAUACGGCUACGGGCGAGUUCGCCAACACGACGCGGAAUAUAUAUAUUGAAAACAACCAUCACUGCACUAAACUUGGUGCAACGCCAAACAGAGAGCACCACAUACCUGCCACAAUGCCCGCCAGAGUAGUGCCAACCAGGUCCGCAAGGACGUCAACGGCAGUGUCUUACAAAUCGUCGGCGCAAACCCUCAAUUCUACACGAGCAUCAAUAGCAUCGCGUGUAUCUGCGCCAUACGUGGAGAUACCGGAAGAUGCCCCGGAGACAGCAUUGCGAACGCAGAUAUGCGCAAUAUUCCGCGACGCACAGAAAUCAACCACAGGCCAUCGAAAGCUGGUGAUCAAUUUACGGAAGAUACAGGAGGCAUGUUGCUAUGAACCAUCAAGCAAGCAGAAAAAGACCGGCGCGGAAGAUUUUGAUGAGGAUGAAUUCAACUAUGAAGUCACCAGGUGUGUCGUAAGGGUGAUGCCGGUGAAAAAGAGCGAGGCUGCAGGCGAAAGGGUUAUUCUCUUUAUUGGCCUAUUUCUGCGCCAUGCCAACGAUAAGGACAAUGAGCUUGUCCCUAUGGAGGAUGAUGAUAUGGGGGCGCUAGUCGAGACGCCGAGCACUAGGUUGACAGCCCAAGUCAUGAAGACAGUGCUCUCGCUUCUUACGGCAAAGGAAAAGUUUGUGAGAUUUAGGGCUACCCAACUUAUUUCACACCUAGUCAACUCUCUUGAUUCUAUGGAUGACGACCUUUUCCAGCUGUUGCGCCAUGGGCUCCUCAAAAGAAUCCGUGAUAAGGAGGCCAUGGUCCGCGUCCAGGCUGUACUCGCUCUUGGCCGGUUGGCUGGAAAUGAGGCUGAGGGAGAAAUCAACUCAGAUGAUAGUGAUGAGGAGUCCAGGGUAGGAUUGCUCGAGAAGCUGCUCGGUGUGUUACAAAACGACCCAAGCGCAGAUGUCCGGCGGUCACUGCUGAUUAAUCUGCCAAUUCUUCCUGCCACGCUUCCAUUCUUGCUAGAGCGAGCGCGAGAUCAAGACCCGGCGACAAGGCGAGCUCUGUACUCGCGUCUCCUUCCAGCUCUUGGUGACUUCCGCCAUCUUUCCCUCGCCAUGCGCGAGAAGCUUCUGCGGUGGGGACUCCGAGACCGCGAUGAAAAUGUCCGGAAAGCUGCGGGCAAACUCUUCCGCGAUAGGUGGAUUGAGGAUUGCGCGGGAAUUCCAGAAGAAGCUGUAGCCGAUGCCGAGGCACCACCUCCCAACUUUGAGGCUCUCCAAGAACUGCUAGAGCGCAUCGAUGUCGUCAACUCAGGAGUCGAGAAUGGUGUCGCUCUUGAGGCCAUGAGAGGUUUUUGGGAAGGCAGAGUGGAUUAUCGCGAAGCUGUUGUAUUUGACAACCUAUUCUGGGACACCCUGAGCGCUGAAUCCGUAUUUAUGGCACGAAGCUUUAAUGACUAUUGCCGGAAUGAGGGUAGCAACAAGUUGGAGGCGUUAGUCGAAGACAAGAUGCCCGAAGUGACCAAACUCGCCUACUACCUCCAGCGCUACAUCAAUGUCCUUGUCGAGGCGCUGAAGAGGGUUGCUCAGCAAUCCCCAGAGGAGGAGGAGGAGGAGGAAGAUACUGUGGAACAGGAAUUCAUCGUUGAACAACUCCUCCACAUCGCCCAUACGCUUGACUAUUCCGACGAAGUUGGACGAAGGAAAAUGUUUGCAUUACUACGCCAGUCUCUUUCUGUGCCAGAUCUUCCUGAAGAAGCCACCAAGUUGAUCGUUGAGACACUUCGUGGCAUAUGUGCAGGCGACGUGGCCGGAGAGCGAGAGUUUGUCAGUAUCGUUCUCGAAGCUGUCGCUGAUAUCCAUGAUACAAUUAUGGACGAACCAGCUGAGGAUGAUGUCGAUGAGAGCUUCCACUCCGCAAGGUCAGAGAUCAGUGACGCGGAAAGCAAUUCAAAGAAGCCGAAGCCAGAGAUGAGUGAGGAAGAACUUCAGGAUAAGUCCAUUAAGGAGAUCAUGGUAAACAUGAAGUGCUUGCACAUAGUUCAGUGCAUGUUGCAAAAUGUUGAAGGAAAUCUUCAGCAGAAUGUUGACCUCGUGGCAAUGCUGAACAAUUUGGUUGUUCCGGCAGUGCGAAGCCAUGAAGCUCCGGUUCGCGAACGUGGACUGUUGUGCCUUGGACUCUGUUCUUUGCUGGACAAGUCAUUGGCAGAGGAGAACCUGAACCUCUUCAUGCACUUCUUCAGCAAGGGCCAUGCAGCCCUCCAGAUUACAGCCCUUCAGAUUCUCACGGAUAUUCUUACACAACACGGGUCUCAUCUUCUCGAAUCCAACCCACCGCUCCUCAAGGUCUACCUCAAGGCAUUGAAGAACGGAUCCAAGGGCCCAGAAGUCCAGGCUGCCACUACUGUGGCCGUCUGCAAAUUACUUCUCGGCCGCGUCAUCCAAGAUUCAGAUGCUGCCAACGAUCUUCUCAAGACCCUCAUCGUCGCAUAUUUCGAUCCUUCUACUCAGAGCAACCAGGGGGUUCGACAGACACUCUCGUACUUCCUGCCAGUAUACAGCUACAGUCGUAAGGAGAACCAAGACCGCAUAAGGUCUGUUGCCGUGGAUGCUCUCCAUGUGUUAUACAAUAUUCAUGAAUCACUCGACGAUGAAGAUGAGGAUAUUGAGAUGGUCAGCUUGAGCGUCAUUGGCGCGCACCUUGUCGAUUGGACCGAUCCAAGGAAGUGCUACGUUCCCGGUAACUCCAUGAGUAUCGCCGAUGAGGGCGCGAAGAAGGCCGUUAACGGCGACGUUCACCUUGAUCUCGCAAGUGACAUUUUGGACCGUAUGAACAAUGCUACCAAAGAAGAGAAGAAAAUCCUCGCGCCUCUUUUCGGGAAGGUACAUAUUUCCGCGGCAUCAUCACAAGACAAGAUACGCGUUCUCUAUGACGAAAUUUGCAUCGCCGUCGGGGAUAAGCUCGUCCUUGAUGCCACAGGGCGAAAUGCUUUGUUCAAAAUCCAUAUCAGCCUGGGCAAAAUUGUGAAUAACCUGGCCCAGAAGCAGGGCCCGAACAGCAGCCUCCCACGAGAUAGGGGCAGCGCAACCCCUGAAACAGAAGUCGGGGAGGCGAAUGAGGAUGAGGAUGCAGAUGAGAGGACAAUAACGACGGUACAGCAGGAUGGUGCAGAUGAGAGGACAGUUAUGACGGUAGAGCAGGAUGAUGUUGAUGACGAACAAGAUGAAGACACGAUCGGGGCAUUAGUCCAGGAGCAGUUGAACGAAGGGCGCGAGGGAGGUGAGCUAUCGAUGCUGGGCGAGACGAGCGUGUUGGCCACAAGGCCGAAGAGGAAUCAGCGGCCCAGAGAUUCAUUGGUGGAAGAGCUCUUGAGUGAUGAGGAUGAUAUGUAAUAACGCAUGUGGGAUAUGGCGUUUUGACACGGUUUAUGUAGUUUGACUGGUAUUCAGUAUUCAUAGAUGAAUGAUUAAUGAAAUUUACACGCG
Messenger RNA from Pseudogymnoascus destructans, 3554 nucleotides. RefSeq lists its product as uncharacterized. Lineage: Eukaryota; Fungi; Ascomycota; Leotiomycetes; Thelebolales; Thelebolaceae. The transcript has 3 exons. Bases 207 to 3461 code for a protein of 1084 amino acids. The record is from RefSeq and is a predicted model, not a curated record. Gene Ontology annotation, cellular component: condensed chromosome; condensin complex. Gene Ontology annotation, biological process: mitotic chromosome condensation.